AUGGACUUUGUUCGGCUGCAUUCAAGACAGAUUGCCCUUCCUGUUCGCUUUUUAACUGUUACGAAAGAAAAAUACCAUGGAAAUGAAAGGAAAUUCUACCAACAUUUAUCUUUUUAACUGCGAUAAUACUUGCAGUUUGGAUCCAAUAGAAUCCUUGUUACUAGCCGUGCAAAACGACGUGAAGAUGCGGUUUGCUGUAGACAAGCGCAUUUUUCGGUUGCGCGAAAUGUCAGAGAUGAGCGAGACAAUUAUUCCUGAACUGCAGAUGGAUUAUGCUAUUUUUGCUGUUCAUGCCCAAGAAUCGCGUCUCUCAAUCAACGAAGACAAUGCUGGAAUUGGUUUCGCAAGGAUCUACAGAGCUUUACUGAAAGCAACUGGAAAUAAAGUAUUGAUCAUCAUUGGUGGGGAUGAUGAAUACAGAGAUGAAAACGAAGAAGAACAGGUUGUAAUAUCACGCUGGGCACGAAGGAAAGUGGAGUCACAGUUUGAUAAGGAGUAUCUCGAUGGAAGAAAAAGCUUCAUUUUUUCUUGGAACAAAAGUCACAGAGAAAUCCACGAGGAAGCAUUAAAGCACUACCUCGACCCAAGUAGGAAAGGAAAAAAGUUCCAGUAUGUGCCAAAACAAAAGCCAACAACCUUUCCUCCACCAGUCAAUGAUUCUCCAGACAAGAACGGUAUUUCUGGUGAUGAUGUACCUCCUCAAGGAGGAAGAACCCAAAGAAGGCCCACAGGCCAAGAAAGAGAAAAAUCCUUAGGGCCAAGGCCAGAUCCUACUGAUUCCCGACCGGAAUUUCGCGAAGGUACCGAACUGCUGGACACACUCGUACGUUUUGGGAGAAUCUCGUAUGAGAAAGAGGACGUGAGGAUCUGGGACCGCAUAUGGAAGCCGUCUGGAACAACUGUUCACCGCCUGUCGAAAGAUUGGAUGUUUACACCUCUUGCAAAUGUUAGAUUUGUCGCUUCAGCUAACGGUGGGGUCUCUUACAGUGUGCGACCUCAGAGUAUUUGUAGUUGGGCGAGCAUACUGUGUUGUUUAAAGUUAGUCUGGGAUUUCCUUGCUUGGAUUUGGUCUUGGAUACUGUGGAUUUUAGUAGCAGUAUGUGAAUGGCUUGGAAAAAAAUGACGUAUGAAAAUCGCUGUCCAUAAAAAUUAUAAACAUUUGGGCCUAGUUAAACCUGAUUAAACCUAAUUAAACCUGAUUUCAAAUUUUAUUGCAACUCAUCAAGUCAAGUUCAAACUACAGUCGAACUUCCUCUUUAAGACAUCUAUUCAUUGUGGACAGCUUCAUAUAUUCCGAUCGUAUUCUAGCAUGCUUUCUUCUAAAACAAACCUCUGUAAUAUGCAAUCUCUUUAAUACGGUAAAAGGGGACAUUAAAUCUCAGCUCAGAGUUGCCGUAAUUAUGUAAAACAACCUCCUGUUUUCAGUUAUAUGCUAAAUACUAACGAUUGAUUUACCAGAGAUGAGCCUUACAAAAGUUAACACUGUUGCAAUUAGUAACCAAUUAAGAUAAAAAAUUCUAAAGGAAAACAAAAUUCGAAAAGAAACGAAAACUAUUCAUACACUUGGCAGGAAAUAGGUACUGCUUAUUAACGAUAAAAUAAAUGCAUUUGUAGGCCUGUUUCUAGAUACAGGACAUUUUGAAAUUCGAAGUAACGUCAUCAUAAUGACCCAAACGAAACGGACACCCUUCCA
Pocillopora verrucosa is the source of this 1693-nucleotide messenger RNA. RefSeq lists its product as uncharacterized. The record is from RefSeq and is a predicted model, not a curated record. Lineage: Eukaryota; Metazoa; Cnidaria; Anthozoa; Scleractinia; Pocilloporidae.